GUUUGAUGGUAUAAAUUUCUUUUCAGGCUAAAGUUUAUGAAUGGUAUUCCUUUCACCUUGUUGUAUGUUAAUGUGAAAGUGAAAAACCAUAUCCACAAUGACAGCCACCACUCUGAAUUUAAUAGAACAAGUAUCAUCUAAGAAGAAAAAGCUAAACAAAAGUAAAAACAGAAAAAAGACAUGGAGGAAACAUAUAGACUUGACUGGCAUAGAAGCUGCGCUGGAACAGCAGGAAGAAGAUGAGAGACUUGGUUGCUUGGGAGAAGUCACAUCCAACUUCAUGUACCUGGACACUGGAGAUGGAGCUGCUGAUUCUACCAAAGAAAAUCGACCAGAAGAUGACCAAACUGCUAAGAAAAAGCUACCAACUCUGCGGCUUGAGUACACGGUUGAUCCUAAGACUGGUCUCAAGGCUACAGACCGGCCCAAGUCUGACAAGCUCAUUCCUGAACUACAACUUCUGGCUGGCCUACCUGGCAGUAAAGGUCCUUUUAAACAGUCCAGGUUCCGAGAGAAGGACACAUUCUUGCACCAGGUGCAGCAGAAGACUCGUCACAGCAAGAACCGGCGGACGGCACAUAAAGCUCUUGUCAAGGCUGCUAAUAGCUUCUCAACUACCAAAUCAUCGAGAAAAAUCAUCAAAUCAAAACAGAAACUUUCAUUUGACAAAAAUUUGUGGUCAGAAGCACCAGCUCCCUCAAGAGAAGACGAGCUGUCCGCUGAGGCCAUCACGCACAUGAAGCUCAGUCUAGGGCAGCAGCCCAUCAAUAACAGAUCCUCCAAAAUUAAAUGCAAAAACAUCCCUGCUGUGCCUCUGCCUCAUCCUGGUUUGUCCUACAACCCUGAUCUUGGAAGUCACCAGAAGUUGUUGGCCAAGGCUGUCAAGUCAGAAAUGAGUCGCUCAAAGCAAGCCAAGUAUACAAACGACAUGCGCACCUGUGACUAUCCGAAGGGUGCUGAGAUUGUGGAUAACAUAGAGACCAUCAGAGACAUGGAGGGGGUCCACGCCAACACACCUGCCAUCAAAGAGGAACCCAUGGAGGACGAGGACGAGGCCUCGGUACCGGCGGAGGCCCGUAAGAUGGACAGGCGGACGCACGCUCAGCGGUUGAAGUACCGCCGCCAUCACGAGGCCCUCAGGCUCGCCAAGCACCUCAAAGACAAGAAGAAGCGCGAGAACGCCAUCCUUAGGGCCGCGGAGAUCCAGCGGGAGCUGGACGAGGAGGACGCGAAGAAGCAGCGUGUCGCCGAAAAGAAGGCGCGCGCCCAGCGCAAGAAAGCUUUGAAGCCGCCGAAGACAUUCGUGGAGAGCAAGGACGUCGAGGUUGCGCUAAGCUCGGAGCUCCGGGACAACCUGCGGUGCGUGCAACCUACGAGCAACCCUGUGUUGGAGCGCUACACGCAUCUCUACAGACGCGGCCUGCUCUACUCCAACGCACGCACGCGAGUGUACCAGCGUAAAGGCGCCAUCAACAGCAUGCGCAAGGUUGUCAACAGGCCGGGCUAUGAGCGGCUCACGGAGAAGGAUUUCGAGGGCCCUCAUGACGUCACUGCCAGGCCUCUCAAGAGAGCCCCCAAGAAAAAGCUUUAAUUCCUAUCUGAAACCUGAUUAAUAAAGCAAUUAUUCCGAG
Molecule: messenger RNA, 1631 nt
Organism: Hyalella azteca
Lineage: Eukaryota; Metazoa; Arthropoda; Malacostraca; Amphipoda; Hyalellidae
Product: ribosome biogenesis protein NOP53
Exons: 11
Coding region: 98-1591 (497 amino acids)
Biological process (GO): rRNA processing; ribosomal large subunit assembly
Cellular component (GO): nucleolus
Molecular function (GO): 5S rRNA binding
Source: RefSeq, a predicted model, not a curated record